CCCGCUGCGGACAGCGGCCCCGGAGCGGCCGAGGACCCCUCAGAGAGGGCCAACGCCGAGAUCAACCUGGGCUGCCUGCUCUGCCGGCAGGGGCGGUACGAGGAGGCCAGCGCCAAGUUUGCCAGCGCCAUGCAAGUGUUGGGCUACUCUCCCGAGCUGUCCUACAACAUGGCACUGUGCUGCUAUGCGGCCAAGCAGUACGCUCCUGCCCUCAAACACAUCUCCGAUAUCAUAGAGCGCGGUAUCCACCAGCACCCAGAGCUCAACGUGGGCAUGACCACCGAGGGCAUCGAUGUCCGCAGCGUAGGCAACACGCUGCUCCUGCACCGCACAGCCCUGGUGGAGGUCUUCAACCUCAAGGCAGCCAUUGAGUACCAACUGCACAACCUGAAAGCGGCCCAGGAGGCACUCACAGAUAUGCCGCCAAGGGCUGAAGAGGAGCUGGAUCCAGUUACGCUGCACAACCAGGCGCUAAUGAACAUGGACAGCCAGCCCACUGAGGGGUUUGAGAAACUGCAGUUUCUCCUACUGCAGAACCCCUGUCCCCCAGAAACUUUUGGAAAUUUGCUACUCCUCUACUGCAAGCAUCAGUACUAUGACCUGGCAGCUGAUGUGCUGGCAGAGAAUGCCCACCUGACCUACAAACUGCUCACAACUUAUUUGUACAACUUCUUGGAUGCCAUUAUUACCUGUCAAACUGCCCCUGAGGAGGCUUUCCACAAGCUAGAUGAUUCAGCAGGGACACUGACCGAGCAGCUGAGAAAACUCAUGAAGCAGGUUCAAGAAGCUAGGCAAAACUGGGAUGAUGAAGCUGUGAAAAAGGCAGUUAAUGAGUAUGAGGAGACUCUGGAUAGAUAUGUACCUGUCUUGAUGGCCCAGGCAAAGAUCUACUGGGACAUGAAGAAGUACACAAUGGUAGAAAAGAUUUUCCGCAAAUCGGUGGAAUUCUGCAACGAACACGAGGUGUGGCGGCUCAAUGUGGCUCAUGUGCUCUUUAUGCAAGAGAACAAGUAUAAAGAGGCCAUUAGCUUCUACGAGCCAAUAGUUAAAAAACACUAUGACAACAUUCUCAACGUGAGUGCCAUUGUGUUAGCUAACCUCUGCGUUUCCUACAUCCUGACCAGUCAGAAUGAAGAUGCAGAGGAACUGAUGAGGAAGAUCGAAAAGGGAGAAGAGCAGCUGUCCUAUGAUAAUCCUGAUACAAACAUCUACCAUCUUUGCAUUGUCAAUCUAGUCAUUGGUACCCUCUACUGUGUGAAGGGAAACUAUGACUUUGGUAUUUCAAGGGUCAUUAAAAGCCUGGAGCCGUAUAACAAAAAACUGAGCACCGAUACGUGGUAUUAUGCCAAACGGUGUUUCCUGUCCUUGCUGGAGAACAUGUCCAAGCACAUGAUCGUGCUAUGUGACAGCGUUAUUCAGGAGUGUGUUCAGUUUCUGAAGCAGUGUGAGCUGUAUGGAAGAAACAUCCCAGCUGUCAUUGAGCAACCCCUUGAAGAGAGGAGGAUGCACAGUGGGAAAAACACAGUUACCUACGAAGCCAGGCUCUUGAGGGCGCUGAUGUAUAAGAUUGUUGGGUGGACUGCCUAAGUGGAGUUCCCACACAACAGAAAUGAGAACUGUAUGUCUCUUCUUAUGCUUGUGAGGUGAUGCUCA
Molecule: messenger RNA, 1653 nt
Organism: Apaloderma vittatum (bar-tailed trogon)
Lineage: Eukaryota; Metazoa; Chordata; Aves; Trogoniformes; Trogonidae
Product: tetratricopeptide repeat protein 30A-like
Exons: 1
Biological process (GO): intraciliary transport
Cellular component (GO): intraciliary transport particle B; axonemal microtubule
Molecular function (GO): intraciliary transport particle B binding; protein binding
Source: RefSeq, a predicted model, not a curated record